This is a messenger RNA of Actinia tenebrosa (Australian red waratah sea anemone), 1861 nucleotides long. RefSeq names its product BTB/POZ domain-containing protein 9. The record is from RefSeq and is a predicted model, not a curated record. Gene Ontology annotation, molecular function: protein binding. Lineage: Eukaryota; Metazoa; Cnidaria; Anthozoa; Actiniaria; Actiniidae.
AGUAAACAUGGCGGCAGGAAUGUCGAGUUUCUCUGAUAAAAAUACAUCCUGGGUUGGUGUAGAAUCACUCCUAAAUGAUCUUUAUGAGCUGGUCGAUGAUCGCGAGACUGGAGACGUCGCUUUCGUGGUUGGAGACUCGGAAACUAGUGUCUAUGCUCACCGUUUAAUUCUGAUUGCAAGAUGUGUGUAUUUUCGUAAGAGAAAGAGGGAGUUAUGGUCUAAAAUGUACGGUCCUGGUUCCCCAUUUGUUGUUCGAAAGUCGGGUUUCAAACCCGAUGUGUUUAAAGAAGUCAUAGAGUUUUUAUAUACAGGGAAAUUUCAGUUUAAGAGUAGUACAGCAUUUGAAGCCCUAAGAAUUGCUGAGGACCUUGAGAUUUCUGAUCUUCAAUCUGCUUGUGAAGAUUACUUUAUAAGCAACCUUGGUGUAGAUAAUGCUGCAGAGUUCCUUACUGAUGCUAUGGCCUUAUCAGGGGGUACAGGACCCAAUAAAACAGGAGAACAGUCAAAAGGAGCAAGGGCAUUAGUUGAUAAAUGUAUAGCAUUUAUGGAGGAAAAUGCUGAGGAAGUGGUCCAUUCAAAAGGCUUCUCUUUAUUACCAAAACCUGCUUUAGUCAAACUUAUUUCAAGCGACCAGUUUGCAGUAUCUGAAGAUGAAGUGUGGAGAGCUGUCCUUAGAUGGGCCAAGACAAACUUAGGAAUAAACAAGCCCACGUCACAGUGGGAUGCCGAUGAUAGAGCAAGAAUCAUGCAGGAGCUGACAGGUGUGAUUGACUAUGUAAAACUUCUUUUGAUAGACAGCACAGUUUUUGCUGAAGAAGUUGAACCUACAGGUGUUGUUCCAAUGGAAUUAUCUUUAGAAAGGUAUAGAUUUGCAGCAGUUCCAACAAGGUUUAGUGCCUCUGUUGACCCACGUUUAAUACCAAGGGUAUCAAGCAGGUUAUACAAUGGUAGUACAAUACUGGGCAAAAACAAAAUAAAACUUCAAAAAAUCCUUAAUGGCUGGUAUGGCAAUGAGAACCAAGAAUGGCAGCUUCUUUUCAAAGGGUCAAAAGAUAAUUAUUCUGCUACAGCAUUCCAUACGAAAUGUGAUGGGCAAUCACCAACAAUGACAGUAGUGAUGGGCGCUAACGGCAGCAUAUGUGGAGGAUUCAGCGAUCAGCCUUGGAGAAGUGAUGUCCCAAGAGGGAAGUACGUACCAUCAACCAGUACUUUUCUGUUCACACUGACGAACAGCAGUGGUGUUCCUCCUACAAAGUUUUGCGUGGUCAAUUCCAAGUACGCUACACUUCAUCACCCAAAGUAUGGUCCGAUGUUCGGCGCAGGAGCUGACCUCUGCAUCAGUGACAGAUGUAAUACCCAAAGAGAAUCCUAUUCCAAUCUGCCUCACUCCUAUGCUGGUGUCGAAGCCACGCCAGAAGUCUUUAUGGGAGAGUACAACUUUCUUGUCGAAGAUUACGAAGUAUUUGGAUUGAAGAAUGAACAUUUAUAUGAAAAACCGUUAUAAUUACUUACGAUCCAUCCUUAAAACUUACCAAACCAUUUCUACCACAGGCAACCCAGUAAUCGGAUAUAGAGGAGAGCUGAGUGAGUAAUUUUACGAAAACCAUUAAUUUAUAUUACUUUUUCCAACUUGAAAUCUAAACAACCGAGAAAUAAAAUCUAACCAUUUUAAAAUUUACGGUAGUCGCAAAGUGAAAAAUAUGAAACAAUGCCAAAAACGAAGCUCCAUGAACAAACUUCUUUGUCCUGUGUGUACAAGCUAUCGUGAUGGUUAUUAUAGUUAGCAUCAAGGGGUUUGUAAAUAGAGUAAAGGCUAUGGUGAUAUAUAAUUUGUACUAUAUUUAUUAAAUAUAUACCGCAA